Molecule: messenger RNA, 1256 nt
Organism: Nematostella vectensis (starlet sea anemone)
Lineage: Eukaryota; Metazoa; Cnidaria; Anthozoa; Actiniaria; Edwardsiidae
Product: stimulated by retinoic acid gene 6 protein-like
Exons: 11
Coding region: 41-1153 (370 amino acids)
Biological process (GO): vitamin A import into cell
Cellular component (GO): plasma membrane
Molecular function (GO): signaling receptor activity; retinol transmembrane transporter activity
Source: RefSeq, a predicted model, not a curated record
ACGGCGAAUUUAGUUCUUCAGUAACUAAACCAAAGGAAAAAUGUCUGGCCCUUCCAUAUCGGGGGAAACCCUCGCCGAUAUUAUCAUCAAAACAGCUGUCAAUUUUCCUGAUUUAGUACGUAACCGAACGGUCUCAGAAAUCUUUUCAGUUAUCGCUCAAAACGACACUUUGCUGUAUGCUGUGGCUAAUGUCACCGGUCUUGAACCCGAAGCAAUAGAGAGAACUAUUGUAGUCUUUCUCAAAGUUAUACCCUUUAUGAAAGCUUACAGACCCGACAGAGCCGAUUCAACAGUUAUUCAGAACUUCACUAAUACUAGCUGUGUCCCUGUGCCGACAAGAGGGGAAUUUACAAACUUGUGUCUUGUACCCGCCCUGAUGAUCAUAAUCCUUUUGUCUCUGCUCAAUCAACGUAUUCAUCUGGUCAAGAAGUGCGGUCUGACCAUCACCCGACCCGGAUUGUGCAUCCCGGUUAACCUGCUUGACAGCUAUGAGAAUAGGUUUGGGCACGCAUGCGCUUUCGGAGCAACUAUCAAUCGUUGCCUGGACAUCCUGUUCUUUAGUGACUACUCACAAAUCUUUGACGCGGAGGUAGUGGCGAUGCAGAACGACCCAAGCACACCUUCAUGGGCGGGACUCUUUUGGCGUAUCCUAGCCAUGCUUGUAAUAGGCGUCGCGUAUUAUCCCUUCUUUGCGUGCCUCGCUACUGAUUACAAGAUUGUCGGCGGCUUUAUCGGACUUUUCUACUCCGCAGCAUGGCUGGCAACGAUGGUUUCACAAAUGGCUCAGUGCCCCUUGCGAUACGAGACAUUGAUCUUCCCGGGGGAUCUCCUGGCCAUCGAUCUUCCCACCUACCUCUGCUUGUUCUUUCUUAUGCUCAAGUUCUUGUUUUACGUCAUCCGUGGCCUCGUGAAGCACUUUCGCAGGAAGCAUACUGUCACGUCUGAAGAAUGCGAAGAGGAAGAUUGGAUGGGUUGCUACAAGUCAAAAUACGUAUUGAAGCUUCUUGAGCCCAUACCCAAAGAACUCCGCAAUCCAGACCGCACGACAUUCAAAGACAAGUUGAAAUCUACUGUGUAUAAAUGGAAGCCUGAUCGCCGGCGGGUUCGUCGUCCUUGUAGGCUUCCUGUAUUACUACUUCAUGCAGCUAUUUAAGGACAACCCACAGCUACUACAACAAAUCGGCUUGGCCUUUGAAGGAGGAGAGAUAAGACAGUAUAUUAUUAUAAUAGCCAGUGGCAGGCUUGAAGUACUCGGG